This is a messenger RNA of Fusarium venenatum, 444 nucleotides long. RefSeq lists its product as uncharacterized. The record is from RefSeq and is a predicted model, not a curated record. Lineage: Eukaryota; Fungi; Ascomycota; Sordariomycetes; Hypocreales; Nectriaceae.
AUGUUUUCGUGGGCACAACUCUCGGUCAUAGGUUUGGUGCUUGUCAGCUCAGCCAUUGCUGCUGAUGAAUGUCAACCAUCAACAUGGCGAGCCAGAAUAAUGCAGACUGGCGGCAUCAACUGUCGAUUCAGUACCAAAACUACAUCCAAAGUCGACUCUGAAACUUGUGGCACGAUAGCCAAAGAAUAUGAAAUCACGCUGGAUACCUUUUACGAGCUGAAUCCUAGGCUCAAAGGGGACUGCAAGAAUAUCCUCCCUGAUAUCAGAUAUUGUGUGGAAGGAUUCCCAGAACCUAUUCGCGCUUAUAAUGGUCUUUGCGGACCUCCUCACUCCAACGCGACAUGCGUAGGGACAGACAUGCAGUGCUGUAACAAGAACACUUGGAUGUGCGGUGAUACAGAGGACGAUUGCCAUGUAAACUGCUACGAGGGAAAUUGCUAUUAA